AUGGCAGCCCGUCAAGGCAGCAGGAGGACGAAGGCAGACCAGUGGCUGUUUGGUGGGAAGUGGAGGGGAACCUCAAAGGAGUCAAGGCAUCCUGUUGUUUCGGAGGCUAAGCCUCCGAAUCCUCCUGUCGUUCAGAAGGAUGAAGGCAUCUGCCUUGAGAAGUCUAGAGUGCAUGUGUCCGGUCUGGAGCAGAGAAAGAGCAUCGAUAUUGCGCCCGGGAGGAGGUCAAUGCCGGAGAUGGAGAUAAACAUGAAAGAAGUUGUUCCUGUGCUCGGGGUGAAGGUCAUGGCUGCAGACAUGCCACCGUUCAUGCAGUUGCAUGCCUUCCGGUGCGCUAAGCGAUCCCAUGAUAGCUUGGACAAGUUCAGUUCAAGGCAGCUGGCUCAUGAUGUGAAGAAGGAGUUUGAUAAAGUGUAUGGGCCCACGUGGCACUGCAUCGUCGGCACGAGCUAUGGCUCCUUCGUGACGCAUUCCCGAGGCUGUUUCCUCUACUUCUCCAUGGACAAAAUCAUCGUGAUGCUGUUCAAGACCAAGAUAAGGAAAGUGUUGGCAUCCUGAGCCCCUGUAAUGAGAAGAUGACAUACUUUUGCGCCCAUCAUGAAGGGUUCGGUCGGUCCAGCUCUAUGAUAUCGACGCUUGUAAAAUAUUGGUGCCUGGAGCUGAAGAGCUAACUUGAAUUAUUGUUGUUUGUGAGUGGCAACUUGCUACUGAAGGGUGAACGUGGGGCCGUACUGCAGCGCCCUUGUUGUAGACUAAAUUAACAGUUGGAAACGAUGAUAAGAGUGCUUGCUUCGGUGGUGUGUGCUUCGCUGAGGGACAGUUUCUGGCCUGCCAAGCUGCAGCGAUCCCGGUCAAGGUCACGUUGUAAGAUUCCUGAUUGGCAGAUCUGUUGUCUGCAGUAGCCCAUAGGAAGGGCCACCGUAAGGCAUGACUUGGUCACGCUGAAGCACUGUAGUCUAGCAUGCUAUUCUACCUUUUUCCAUACGAAAUUCCAGACGGAUUUUUCUUUUUGUUUUUUGCACUAAGGGUGGCCAUGAUGUUUGUCACUUAUAAUCAUGAAAAUUUAUAGUAGCCUUUCAUUC
Messenger RNA from Panicum hallii, 1082 nucleotides. RefSeq lists its product as uncharacterized. Gene Ontology annotation, cellular component: dynein complex. Bases 1 to 558 code for a protein of 185 amino acids. The transcript has 2 exons. NCBI's taxonomy places the organism in Eukaryota, Viridiplantae, Streptophyta, Magnoliopsida, Poales, Poaceae. Gene Ontology annotation, biological process: microtubule-based process. Gene Ontology annotation, molecular function: dynein light intermediate chain binding; dynein intermediate chain binding. The record is from RefSeq and is a predicted model, not a curated record.